This is a messenger RNA of Pelagomonas calceolata, 1438 nucleotides long. The record is from the annotation of a GenBank genome assembly. Lineage: Eukaryota; Pelagophyceae; Pelagomonadales; Pelagomonadaceae.
GUGCAAAGUCGGCCGUCCACCCGGUGGGCAGCCUGCUUACGCCAGACGCCGACUGGUUAUCGUUCAGACAGCGCCUCUCUCCACACGCCGCAGCCGUGCGAGCGUCCACAGAGAUGGCAGCCUCCCAGCAACAAAACCGGAGCAUCCUCUGCUGGAUCAUCUUAGGAGCCCUCGUGCUAACCCUAAACCUCCACUACGUCCUCCUAGGAGAGAGCAUCGUCGGGGGCCUCUUCAACUCGCCGCUGUUAGAACCGUUGAACGCAGUCUGGCGCCACAAGACGAUCCAAGCUCUACAAAACGAAGGCGUCCCUCCAUCGAAUCACACGGAGGACCUGGGCCACGGCCUGCAAAUUGAUAUCUACGAGCCGGAGCACGAUAGCAGUGAUGCGAGGCCUGCUGCGUUGUAUUUCCACGCCGGGGCCUACGCUCUCGGAUUCAAAGAAUUAGGAGCGGGCACGAUGCGCUUUUUAGCACAUGAAGGUAUUGUUGGUAUCUCUGUCGGGUAUCGGCGGAGUACGAAGAAGGGUUUAGAUGGCUCCGUCGACGACGCGGCCCGGGCGUUGGCUUGGGUCAGGGAACAUGCCUCGGAGAUAGGAGUGGACCCUUCGCGAGUCUUCGCCGUCGGUGAUAGCGCGGGCGGGCACAUUGUGCUCGCGCUGGCUUUAGGGUUGGGGGCGGCAUCGAAGGUGAACCCUCCACAAGCUGUAAUUGCGGGGUGGCCGGCCGUGGGCACCGAACCGAGACACUGGCUCACGUACUGCGCUGACGAAUUUGAUAUGGAAACGUGUAAGGAGUGGGCGGACACGCCUGCUCAAGAGUUGUUGAACGGCACGGCGGCAGGCAACAACGUGUUCCUGCCGCCGGGGAAGCAUCGGGCGACGGAGGAAGGGACCCAUCAAGCCAUCGAAGGCGUUUUGUCGCAGAUCUUCAUGCUGCACGGGAAACGUGCCUACGGAAUGUUGCCGCCUCAAUAUGAUGCUGAGAGGGCGCAGGCACUCUCGCCGCUCGCUAGAGUAGUAGAUGGUUCUGAUGAUGGGAGCUGCGCCGCGCGCGAUGAACCACCACCGGUCAUGAUGUUCGCGGGUCUUAAUGACACGGUCGUGCCCUUCGGUCAAGUGCGGCGCUUCGCCGAGGCCUAUCGAAGGACGGCGCCCGUGUCGCUAUUAGCUUUUAGGGAGGCGGACCACGGCGGCGGCGGGGCGAACACGCAAAGUGGCAGGGACGCCAUCCGCAUUUUCUUGAGGCGGCAUGGUCUGGGAGGCGCGCCGGGCGACUCGCUGCGCGGCGACGAGGCCGUCGAGGCGGCCAAACGGGCCUUCCGCGUGCCGCCUGCGUUUGACUACGAGUUUGCGUACGACGAAGAUGCGCACGCGAACGCGACGGUGUACGUCGACCCGGUUUCUUCCGAGGGCGGGGAGUAAUCUUUUGUAGCUAGCGG